Molecule: messenger RNA, 1374 nt
Organism: Penicillium taxi
Lineage: Eukaryota; Fungi; Ascomycota; Eurotiomycetes; Eurotiales; Aspergillaceae
Product: aminotransferase-like domain-containing protein
Exons: 2
Coding region: 1-1374 (457 amino acids)
Biological process (GO): biosynthetic process
Molecular function (GO): pyridoxal phosphate binding; L-2-aminoadipate:2-oxoglutarate transaminase activity
Source: RefSeq, a predicted model, not a curated record
AUGUCUACCACUCACAAACAGAUCAACUUCCUCCGCGGAUGGCCGAACCCGGGACUCCUCCCCACACAACUUCUGUCCUCCGCGUGCCAGCGUGUCCUCGCCAACCAAGACGAGUAUACAGAAAUGCAAGAGUAUGGCUCUUGUCAUGGCUUGACUCGUCUCAGGAAGGGCCUUGCCAAUUGGGUUGGGCCUCACUAUGGAGUCACCCCUGACCCAGAACGUAUUUGCAUUACUGGCGGCGCUAGCCAGAACCUGGUAUGCAUUCUGCAAUGCUUCAGCGAUGUUAAUUACACGAGGGCUGUUUGGGUAGUUGCACCGUGCUAUCAUCUUGGUUGUGGCAUCUUUGAGGACUCUGGAUUCGCAGGCAGACUGCACACUGUGCCUGAGGAUGAUGAGGGGAUCGAUCUACCAAUCUUUGACCGCAAGCUGCAAGAAUUCGAAAAGCAGGAUAAGGAGAAGAGGGACCAAAAGGUAAUGCACCCCGCUGAUAUAGUCUAUAAUGAGUAUAGGAAACUGUACAGGCAUCUAAUAUAUACCGUGCCAACAUGCUCGAAUCCUUCGGGCUUAACCAUGUCUCUUGGGAGGAGAGAGGGCCUUGUCAAGCUUGCCCGAAAGUACGAUGCUCUUAUUAUCAGUGACGAUGUUUAUGAUCUCCUCCAGUGGCCGUUGGCUGGGCCAGUAACGCAAGACCGACAGGCUGAACUGAGGCUUCCACGCCUUUGUGACAUUGACCUUUCCAUGGGGCUUUCUGAUGACGAUCCCCAUGGGUUUGGCCAUGCGGUGAGCAACGCAUCCUUUAGCAAGUUGUCCGGUCCCAGUGUUCGGACAGGCUGGGCAGAGGCAUCGCCCGUGUUUAUAGCUGGCCUUGCUCGCACCGCAUCUACAAGGUCCGGCGGCGCGCCGAGUCAACUCUGCGCGGCGAUGCUGGCUGAAGUAGUCGAAAAUGGUCAGCUGCAAAGGUUUGUUGACGAGACAGUACGACCUACGCUGCAGCGACGCCAUAGGCUCAUGAUGGACGCUAUUCAUACAUAUCUUUGGCCUCUGGGGGCCAGAACCCGCGUCAGCAGCCUCAAUGGCUAUAAAAUCUUUGGUGGCUACUUUGUUUGGCUGGAGCUUGGAAGCGAAUCCUCUACAAAGUUCAUCGCAGAUGUACUAAAGACUGAAGAAAAUAUCAUCGUUGGCCAUGGUAAUUUGUUUGCGGUACAUGGAGACGAGAGAAGCGCACUUUUCGAUAACAGUAUUCGUCUUUCGUUUUCUUGGGAGGCAGAGCAAGAUAUUGAAGACGGCAUCAGGAGGAUCGGCCAGUUGAUUUCGCGGAUGAACAGGAACAGAGAGCAUUAUCUUCAACGGGCAUCUACUUCUAACAUGAGCUAA